This is a messenger RNA of Betta splendens (Siamese fighting fish), 1966 nucleotides long. RefSeq names its product kynurenine--oxoglutarate transaminase 3-like. Bases 157 to 1509 code for a protein of 450 amino acids. Gene Ontology annotation, biological process: biosynthetic process. Gene Ontology annotation, molecular function: pyridoxal phosphate binding; L-kynurenine:2-oxoglutarate transaminase activity. The transcript has 14 exons. Gene Ontology annotation, cellular component: mitochondrion; cytoplasm. The record is from RefSeq and is a predicted model, not a curated record. Lineage: Eukaryota; Metazoa; Chordata; Actinopteri; Anabantiformes; Osphronemidae.
AAUUCCGACCGCACUAAAAUGCAGCAGCCUCUUCUCCGGUUUGGUCUGACUGCGGUCUCCUCCUCCUGGACGCCGGGGUUGUUUGGCUGUACGGUUUAACGAUAAGUAAGUUGUGGUUGCUGACCUGGUGGUGCCUUUGCUUCAAUCUGGACACGCAUGAACAUAGCACGACGAGUUGUGAACUGUUCCCGGUUUCCAUGUCAUUCGUUAAACAUCCACUCUAGAAGAAGGAUUUCUGCCUCACAGGGUGCAAUGAUGUCACGACACACCAACUCCAAGAGAAUUGAGGGACUGGACAAGAAUGUAUGGGUGUCCUUCACUUCUUUGGCAGCAGACCCUUCCAUUGUUAAUCUGGGUCAAGGAUUUCCAGACAUGCCUCCACCAUCUUAUGUGAAAGAGGCACUAGCGAAGGCAGCGUCGGUGGACAGCCUGAACCAGUACACCAGAGGCUUUGGUCAUCCCUCUCUGGUGAAGGCCCUUUCUCAGGUUUAUGGGAAGGUCUGCGGUCGUGAGAUUGACCCAUUUAAACAAAUCCUGGUCACAGUUGGAGGUUAUGGCUCCUUAUUCUGCACAAUUCAAGGGCUUGUGGAAGAGGGGGAUGAGGUCAUCAUAAUAGAACCUUUUUUUGAUUGCUAUGUUCCGAUGGUACGAAUGGCAGGAGCCAAACCUGUGUUGAUACCACUGCGCUGUAAGCAGUCUGGAAAGAACACAGUCACAAGUGCUGACUGGAUCCUUGACCCAGAUGAGCUCUCCAGUAAAUUCAACUCUAAAACGAAGGCCAUAAUCAUCAACACCCCCAAUAAUCCUAUUGGGAAGGUCUUCACCAGAGAUGAGCUGCAGAUGAUUGCUGACCUCUGUAUUAAACAUGACACGCUGUGCUUCAGUGAUGAGGUUUAUGAGUGGCUCACCUACAAGGGACACCAGCAUAUCAAAAUUGCCACUCUGCCUGGAAUGUGGGAUAGAACAAUCACUGUAGGCAGUGCAGGGAAAACAUUUAGUGUUACUGGGUGGAAGCUUGGUUGGUCCAUAGGACCUGAGCAUUUGAUGAAGCACCUUCAGACCGUCAUGCAGAAUUCUGUGUAUACCUGCCCCACGCCUAUUCAGGAGGCUGUGGCACAAGGCUUGCUGAAGAACGUUGAGCUAAUGGGUCAGCCUGAGUGCUACUUCACCUCACUGGCCCAGGAACUUGAGAGCAAGCGGGACCGUAUGGCCACCAUCGUCCAAGAGGCUGGUAUGACCCCUGUUAUUCCAGAGGGAGGCUACUUCAUGCUGGUGGACGUCACGUCACUCAACCAGGACCUGUCGCACAUAACUGAUGACGAAGCAUAUGACUACAAGUUUGUAAAGUGGAUGAUUAAAGAAAAGAAACUGGCGACCAUUCCAGUCACAGCAUUUGUGGGAGAGGAGUCCCAGAAGCACUUUGAAAAAUAUAUCCGUCUUUGUUUCAUAAAGCAAGAUGCUACUCUGGACGCAGCAGAGAAGAUCUUAAAGAGUUGGAGAAGGGUUUAAUGGGAUUCUGCGACUUCAUCACUUUAGGAUGUCUGGUCAAACUGGAGACCGGGAUUAGACUGUCACAUGCACACAACCUGGAAAGGAGUAGAAUGCCUCCAGUAAACUCUGGGGCAUGUUUUGAGACAAUAAGUCGAUGAAGUUACUGUAGGAUGAUUAAACCUAACCGUUUCUCUGUGAGAUGUCAUUUAAAUGUGUUACCUUAUAGUGAAUAUAAAAACCUUUUAAUUAUUCCUUCUGCACAUCUGAGUUCCGUAAUUCAGUAUUUCAUGAGCUAAUUGAAUAGUUGUAUGUACCAUUAGAAGCACUACUAAUGGUUAAGUAAUUGACUGCCUUAAUAGAAUAAUUCUUAACAGAAUAAUUUGUAACACAUUAUUUUUCUCUUUUCAAUAACUCUGUCAUAUACAUUGCAAAUGUGUUUGUUCAAAUUAAUAGAUAUUAAAUGUAUUCAGUGUCA